AUGGACGGUAUAGCUCCAAAGGCUAUUAUUACUAAUCAAGAUAGAGCAAUAAAAAAUACAAUUGCUAUCGUCUUUCCAGAAACUCGACAUAGAUUAUGUCUGUGGCAUAUAUUGAAGAAAGUCCCUAAGAAGCUUGGGUCAUAUGCUGCCUAUAGAAGUGGGCUGAAAACUCAACUGAUGAAAUGUGUGUAUGACACACAAACUAUUGAGGAGUUUGAGAAAUGUUGGACCAAGUUUAUUAACACAUACGACUUACAUGAGAAUGCGUGGUUGAAAAGUUUAUAUGCGGAGCGUGAGCAUUGGGUACUGAUAUUUCUAAAAAAGUACUUUUGGGCUGGAAUGAGUACAACACAGCACAACGAGAGUAUGAAUGCUUUUUUUUACGAUUAUGUUCAUUCAAAGACAAACUUGAAAGAGUUUGUCGACCAUUUUGACAGUGCGCUGAGGAAGAAAAUUGAGAAUGACAAUCAUGCAGAAUUCCAGUCAUUUAGCCAGGUCAUUCCCUGCAUAUUUAGAUCUCCAAUUGAAAAGAAAUUCCAAGAGUUGUACACCAACGCUAAAUUUAAGGAAGUUCAGCAGCAAGUAAUUGGUGUGCUCGAUUUGGAUCCAUCUCUACUUACAUCGGAUGGUGUAAUGAAGAGUUAUUUGGUAGAAGAUGAAAUUCGUAUUAAGGAGUUCACUAAACUGGUGACAUAUUCAAUGGACUUUAAUGAGGAUGACUGCAAUGCUAAGUAUUCAUGUGGGUUAUUUCAGAUGAGGGGGAUACUGUGUAGGCAUAUUUUAGCCGUAUUCAAGUCUAACGAUAUAAAAUCAUUGUCAGACCGGUAUAUUAUAGACCGAUGGAGAAAGGAUAUCAAGAGGAAAUACACGUUCAUUCGCAGUAGCUAUGAUGCAGGGGAUCAGAGGCCAAAUGGUAAUAGAUAUUCAAUUCUUUUGAAUAUGUGUUAUGGGAUGAUAACUUAUGCAACGGAUUCUAAUGAGCAAUUUGAAGAUGCAAAGAAGAAGAUACAGGAGAUGACUGAAUGUUCGAAUUCUGGUUUGAUGACAGAGGACAAAACUACAAUUGGUAGUUCACAACAAGUCAAGAGUCCACUUGUUGUUAGAGGAAAAGGAAGACCCCAUCUCUGA
Messenger RNA from Juglans microcarpa x Juglans regia, 1128 nucleotides. RefSeq names its product protein FAR1-RELATED SEQUENCE 5-like. The record is from RefSeq and is a predicted model, not a curated record. The transcript is spliced from 2 exons. Gene Ontology annotation, molecular function: zinc ion binding. Lineage: Eukaryota; Viridiplantae; Streptophyta; Magnoliopsida; Fagales; Juglandaceae. Bases 1 to 1128 code for a protein of 375 amino acids.